Dufourea novaeangliae is the source of this 4995-nucleotide messenger RNA. RefSeq names its product kinase D-interacting substrate of 220 kDa (gene Arms). The coding region runs from base 2 to 4918 and encodes 1638 amino acids. The record is from RefSeq and is a predicted model, not a curated record. Gene Ontology annotation, molecular function: protein binding. The transcript has 21 exons. NCBI's taxonomy places the organism in Eukaryota, Metazoa, Arthropoda, Insecta, Hymenoptera, Halictidae.
GAUGUGGUUGACGUUCGAUUCGGACUCGAAUUGGACCCUGCAUCGGACGGACUCGAUGGUAUCGCUCUGCUACCGAUCUCUCACCAGCUAUAUCACAGACGAUAACCUCGCUGGUCUCCAGAACUUCCUCGAGAACAAGAGAGUGCAGGUCGACGACCGAGACGAGAAUGGUAGCACAGCCCUCAUCCUUGCAGCGAGUAAAGGAAGGAUACACUUUGUGCGAGAACUCGUCAACCAUGGAGCAGACGUUAACGCCGAAGAUGGGGACAACUGGACGGCGUUGUUGUGCGCAGCAAAGGAGGGUCACACCGAUGUCUGCCUUGAAUUACUUGAACAUGGGGCCGAUUUGGAACAUAGAGACAUGGGAGGGUGGACGGCACUCAUGUGGGCGACAUACAAGGGUAGGUCACCGACGGUGACGAUGCUGCUGGCACGAGGAGCUGACGUCAAUGCGCACGGAAACUUUCAUAUAUCUUCCUUGUUAUGGGCGGCGGGCAGGGGUUACCCUGACAUUGUUAAGGAUCUCAUUGCUCAUGGUGCUAAAGUUAAUGUUGGCGAUAAGUAUGGUACUACAGCGCUGGUGUGGGCGUCGCGUAAAGGAAAUGUAGAAAUUGUAGAUACUCUGUUAAAGGCUGGUGCUAACGUCGAUACCGCUGGCAUGGUAAGCACCAUCGAUAAUUAUAUACAUUUUUACUUAAUUACUUUACAGUAUUCAAAGGACGGUUGCACGGCCCUAGCGUUAGCUUGUCGGGAGGGACAUCACGAGAUAGCUAACGCACUUUUGAAUGCUGGCGCGUACGUGAAUAUCCAGGACCGAGCUGGCGACACGAACUUGAUUCAUGCUGUGAAAGCUGGUCAUAGAGGAGUGGUUGAAUCUCUAUUAAAGAAGUACGCGGACGUGGACAUCGCCGGAAAGGAUAAGAAAACCGCAACUUACAUAGCAGUAGAAAAAGGCAAUAUACCGAUAUUAAAAUUGUUACUAAACGCUAACCCAGACUUGGAGAUCGCGACGAAAGACGGCGACACGCCAUUACUGCGGGCAGUUAGGUCGCGGAACGGUGAAAUCGUGCAAUUAUUGCUGGACAAGAAAGCGAAGGUUUCGGCGACCGAUAAAAAGGGCGACACGGUACUUCAUAUAGCCAUGCGCGCGAGAUCGAAAGCCAUCGUCGAAAUAUUACUGAGAAAUCCGAAAAAUAGCCAGCUGCUUUACCGUCCUAAUAGACAAGGCGAGACACCGUACAACAUUGACAUUAACCAUCCAAAGACGAUUAUUGGGCAAAUAUUUGGUGCACGACGUCUUAACACUAAUGAGGAUAAUGAAAAUAUGCUAGGUUAUGAUUUAUAUAGCAGUGCAUUGGCAGACAUUCUUAGCGAACCGUCACUUUCAACGCCUAUAACAGUCGGCCUUUACGCAAAAUGGGGUUCUGGGAAGUCUUUUUUAUUGAAUAAGUUGAAAGAGGAAAUGAAGAACUUUGCUCGUCAGUGGAUAGAUCCUGUGUUCCAAUUCUCGUUCUUACUUUUCGUAGUGGUAUCUCACGUGUCCCUGUUAGUGGGUAUCACCAUAGGUCUUGCCCUACAAUCAUGGAUAGCUGGUCUUGCCUGCGGUAUUAGUCUUAUUAUUACUACGUACGCUUUUCUGAUACUUAUCUGGUAUGCUAAUAAGAGAUAUGAUUGGUACUGGCCGUACAACUUCACAGUAGCUCUAACCACGAAGUUAAAUUCGUUGAAGUUAUUGCUACAAGUGAUAUUCUGUCAUCCUCCCGGUACCCGAGUUCACGACGACGUCACUGUCCAACCGAUAAAGUUCUAUUUCACUGAUCAAACCAGAGUAGGGACAACAUCUGCUGGAGAAAAUGCUGUAGUACGAAUGGUGGGAUCUCUGUACGAUUCCAUUGAAAACGAUUAUGGCUCUCUGUCCACGAGAUUAUACAGAGCAUUCAGACCGAAACCUGAUAAAUCGACCACAACUUGGAAGUGGCGUCAUCUUUGCUGUCUACCGUACAUAGUCAUAUUCGAGUUUUGUUUUUGCAGUUUACUCGUCGGUAUUUCUGUGCUCACUGUCUACCUCAUUGACAUCUCUAGUAAUGAGCCAACAAUAGAAAGAGUCACGGCGCAUAUUAUUAUGAUAACUGUUGUCUUAAUACUGGGUGUCAGUGUAAUAGCGAACUUGUACACGUGGAAUCGAACGCUGCAAGCGCUGGUUUUCUCUCAGAGGCGACAUCUGCAACGUAGCAUUUCGAAAUUGGAGACGUUAAAGAGCGAAGGCUUCAUACAAACUUUGAGAAGCGAAGUUAGUUUAAUGACAGAAAUGGUAAAAUGUCUGGAUAGCUUUAUGACUCAACAGAGUAGGUUAGUGAUAAUUGUGGACGGUUUGGACAGUUGUGAACAGGAUAAAGUAUUAUUAGUUCUGGAUGCUAUACAAGCAUUAUUCAGUGAUAAUGGCUAUCCCUUCGUUGUUAUAUUAGCUAUUGAUCCACAUAUUAUUGCCAAGGCAGUAGAAGUCAAUAGUAGAAGAUUAUUCACGGAAUCAAAUAUCGGGGGGCACGACUAUUUGCGCAAUAUGGUGCAUCUUCCGUUCUAUUUGCAAAACAGCGGUUUAAGGAAGGUGAAAAUUGCUCAACAGACUGCCCAACACAGUAGAAAAACCACGUGGACCGAAGCCGAGGAGAGUGUUAAUUACACCGCCACUAGUACAAUGCACCAUUCGGUCUCCAAUCGACGGCUCAGUACCGAAUCCGGUAUAAUGAACAGCACCGAGAAGUUGAAACCACAAAGUAGAAAAGGCAGUAGAAAAUUACGACUAAGCGAGUCGAUCGCUAGCAGUAUUGGCAGCAAUUUAAAUCGCCUGGGCGGCGCGCAGGAUCUGAAUAAAAUGCUUCUCACCGACGAUUACUUCAGCGACGUAAAUCCUCGCAGCAUGAGACGAUUAAUGAACGUCGUUUAUGUCACUGGGAGAUUAUUGAAAGCAUUCCAAAUUGAUUUCAACUGGUACCACUUAGCCAGUUGGAUCAACAUCACGGAGCAAUGGCCGUUCAGAACGUCUUGGUUGAUCCUGCAUUAUGAUAUGUACGAGGAUAGCUUGGACGAUUCCAUGUCGUUGAAAAGCCUUUACGAUAAGAUACGCCCACAGAUACCAGUGCUUAAAGAAGUCCAACCUCUUUUGGAAAUGGACAGGGACGAACGAAAGCUGGACAUUUUCCUGACUUUCCAUCGUUCCAGUCUGUUGAUCAGCGAUAUGAAGAUAUUUUUGCCGUUCACGAUCAAUCUCGAUCCGUACAUUAAGAAAAAGAUCAAAGAGGAGCAACAGACCAUCGAAGAGGAGACAGGACUUGGGCCUUACAAACAGUACAGUCCUUGGACUAUGAAUACCAAUAGCCAAGAACAGUGGAGCGCAGCUAGACCUGGUUACACCAACCGCAACAUGAAAUUAAUUAGGGCACCGAGUCUGCAAGGACCUGCGCCGCCACAGGUUUCAGCGACGCCAUCUUGGUGCGUACAACCGUCAUACGAUUGGCAGGCACCACCUUGGGUACAAAUGCCCCCUAUGGAACCACCCACAAUUCAACCGGCACUUUCUGCGACAACAACUCUACCGUCCGAAAUUUUGGAGAUCAGACUUUCAUCUCUAACUGUGAACGGUGUUUGCGACCUUCUCGAUAGAAUUGAUAGUCUGAGCCCCAAUCAAGCACCACAGUACAAAAAUGUUAUUAAGGAUAAUAACAUUAACGGCAGGGUUUUACUGCACUGCGACUUACAUGAGUUGAAAAAGGUACUUAAAAUGACAUUCGGGGAUUGGGAAUUGUUCCGUAUGGUGGUCGCAUCACUUAGGGAAUUAGAAUUGUCGUCGUUUAGUACCCACGAGGAAGGUUCUCGUAGUGUCCGAUUUACCGUAGGAUCAGAACAAAUUCAGCGAAAGGAUCAUACUUUACAAACCACGUCAAUACGUGUACCUACCCAUGUCGAAAAAGAGAAAGGAACGUCGAGAACCGAUGGUGCUCCUAGGAGGGAUCAGAUCAAACAAUCCAUUAUGGAAAAACAAGUGACUUUAGAGGAGCAAAUGAUUUGCGGAGCGUUACAAACAUUAAACGAAGAAGCCUGCGAGGAUGUGUUAGAUGUACCAUCUCCUGCAGUGGUACCAACGGACUCACAUUCAGGAUCGACAUCGACGGGGGCUCAGGACACCGAUUACGUGAUCCUCCAGUCGAAUCCGCUUCUGCACUGGGUGCCGGUGAACGAAGAACCGGAAACGUCGGACGACAGCUCCCUGGAGUCCACCAUUCAUCUACAGCGUACCAAUUCACAGCGCAGUAUCACCUCUCAACUGAGCACAAGAUCGGCCUGUUCGUACGGUCGAAAAGACCCAAGGAAAGGUGGCGGUAAUGCGAACAGUAGCAGGCCCGCCUCUCUGUUCGUGUCUCCGCCCCCGUCGCCCAGGCCGGCGUUCAGGUCGAAAUCAACGGACGAGAAUUAUGUGUCGAAUAGCAUACCUCUUAAGCCAACAAUCUCGACGGCCAUCAAGAAACGACGAUCCACGUCGACGUUGAACGAGGAGAUAGUCAUAUCAGUGCCGGUUCCAAACACCAGUCUGGAAAAGCUGGGCAAACUGAAAGAUCGGCUGAUGGGCACACUGCCCGCCUCUCCUGCGCCCGGCGAGAGCGAGGACGAAUCAACGCCGUUGGUCUCGGAACUGUCCACGCCCACCCACUCGCAGUCGGACAGCGUAUUCAGACACGAUUGCAGCGAGGAGAACAGUAGCUCCGUGUCGUCCAAUAAAAGUUUACCGCGAGACGGCGAACGAUACGUGGACGUCGAUUAUCCGGACACGGUCUGCUUAAUGGUCCGUGAGACCACGCAUCCGCGAUUUCUGUCGCGACAAGACGCCGAGGAAUGGGACAACAACCCCGAGACACCUGUCUGAUAUAGUCUGUUGCCGGAGAAUCGUUAGCGAGUCUCGCGGUGAUACGCAAUAAUGUAUUAUACACGUCUGUACAUGCG